Messenger RNA from Brassica napus (rape), 1008 nucleotides. RefSeq lists its product as uncharacterized. NCBI's taxonomy places the organism in Eukaryota, Viridiplantae, Streptophyta, Magnoliopsida, Brassicales, Brassicaceae. The transcript has 4 exons. The record is from RefSeq and is a predicted model, not a curated record. Gene Ontology annotation, cellular component: chloroplast inner membrane; chloroplast thylakoid membrane. Bases 361 to 846 code for a protein of 161 amino acids.
AGCGACCAAAAUUUAAAGAGAACCAAAAUGAAUUGAUAGGAAAGAGAAAGCAAAAGUGAAGGAAAUUUAUGUGUUUUCAGUCGCUAGAAAAGGAGAAAGAAGAUGAACAUUGACGCUGCUUUUUUUAGCGGCUGCGACACCACCGAAUUCGUUUGAUUAUUUAAUCGCAGCGUCUUCUGUUUCUCAGCCCACCGAUGAGUCAAGAAGGAAAUCAUUAACAGUUUUUUGACGCUGACUCUAGUCGCAGCGUUGUCAAAACGAACAGGGCUUAUCCAAAAACGUGUCAGCAGCAUAUUCUUCUCCUUCUUGUUCUUCCGAGUGUUCAUCAUUAGAUCAGAUCUCUUCGGUUUUUCAAUUACAAUGGCGUCCUCCUGUGUUGCUCAUCUUUCUCUCUCAGGUGUGUCUCAAUCUCAUUAUGUCAAGGCAAAUGGGUUGUCUACCACCUCAAAGCUCAAUUCGAUUUGUAAAACCUCUGCAUUGAGUAUCCAGAAGAGAUCAAACCGGAGUCGCAAGUUUUCAGUUUCUGCAGAGUAUGGGAGUAGGAGAGGUGGUGGUGAUUUCGUAGCUGGUUUUCUUCUUGGUGGUGCUUUGUUUGGCGCUGCUGCCUACAUCUUUGCUCCACAGAUCAGAAGAUCUAUAAUGAGUGAAGAAGAUGAGUAUGGAUUCAAGAAGCCAGAACAACCAAGUUACUACGAUGAAGGUUUAGAGAAAACAAGGGAGACCUUGAACGAGAAAAUCGGACAGCUUAACUCAGCUAUUGACAAUGUCUCUUCGCGUUUAAGAGGUCGAGAGAAGAAGACUUCUUCCCCUGUCCAAACUGACCCGGAAGUUGAAGCUACUACUUGAAAAGAACACAAAACACUUUGCCUCUUCUCUGUUUUUUUUUUUCCAUUCGUAAUUGAUCUGUUGUGCUUCUUCUUCUUAUUUGCUGCUUCACUUAGAAUUCUUGCAAAGUAUAAGUAUACAGUCUUUUGGUUGGUUUAACUCAAUUCAACUCAGGAUUAGACA